Molecule: messenger RNA, 1014 nt
Organism: Emericellopsis cladophorae
Lineage: Eukaryota; Fungi; Ascomycota; Sordariomycetes; Hypocreales; Bionectriaceae
Product: putative 2-hydroxyacid dehydrogenase-like protein
Exons: 2
Coding region: 1-1014 (337 amino acids)
Cellular component (GO): cytosol
Molecular function (GO): NAD binding; glyoxylate reductase (NADPH) activity; hydroxypyruvate reductase [NAD(P)H] activity
Source: RefSeq, a predicted model, not a curated record
AUGGCCGACGUACUCCUUAUCGGCGACCUCAAGUUCGUCGACCCAGAGUGGUCCUCCCUCUCCUCCGAACCGGGCGUAUCAGCGCUCCGCGAAUAUCGCACAGGCAGUCGCGAUGAUUUCCUCAGCAAGCUGAGCUCAGGCACAUAUGACAACGUCGUCGCCCUCUACCGAUCCAAUGAGUCUACCAAGGUCACGGGGCCCUUUGACGGGGAGCUCAUCUCGAAGCUGCCCCCCUCGCUACGUUACAUCUGCCACAACGGCGCAGGAUACGACAACAUUGACGUGGCCGCCGCCACCCGACGCGGCAUCCAGAUCUCCAGCACUCCGCAGGCCGUCGACAAUGCCACGGCCGACACAGCCGUGCUCUGCAUGCUCGGUGCGCUGCGCCUCGCCAACGUCGGCAUGGACAUUCUCCGGCGGGGGCAAUGGGGGAAGGAGCCGCUGCCCACGGCACACGAUCCACAGGGCAAGGUGCUCGGCAUCCUGGGCAUGGGGAGCAUAGGACGUAACUUUGCCGCCAAGGCACGGGCUUUUGGGAUGAUAAUUCAGUAUCACAACCGCUCGCGGCUGGCCCCCGAUUUGGAGGAGGGAGCGCGAUACGUGGCGUUUGAGGAGCUGCUGCGGACGAGCGACGUGCUGAGCCUGAACCUGAACCUGAGCAAGGCCACGGAGCAUGUUAUCGGCAAGGACCAGCUGGCCAUGAUGAAGGAGGGCGUCACAAUUGUGAACACGGCGCGCGGCAAGCUGAUGGACGAGGCGGCGCUGGUGGAGGCUCUGAACGAUGGCGAUCGGAUAUGGAGCGUGGGGCUGGACGUCUUUGAGGAGGAGCCGAUGGUGCAUCCGGGGCUGAUUGACAAUCCGCGCGUGUUCUUGCUUCCGCAUAUCGGCACGUUGACAUUUGAGACGCGGCGCGCUAUGGAACUGCUUGUCAUCGACAAUAUCAAGUCCGCUCUGACGUCUGGGGAACUCAUCACCCGCGUCAAGGAGCAGGACAAUAUCGACGCUGCCAAAUGA